Messenger RNA from Morus notabilis, 2489 nucleotides. RefSeq names its product cellulose synthase-like protein G2. The coding region runs from base 59 to 2278 and encodes 739 amino acids. Lineage: Eukaryota; Viridiplantae; Streptophyta; Magnoliopsida; Rosales; Moraceae. Gene Ontology annotation, cellular component: trans-Golgi network; plasma membrane. Gene Ontology annotation, molecular function: mannan synthase activity; cellulose synthase (UDP-forming) activity. The transcript is spliced from 8 exons. The record is from RefSeq and is a predicted model, not a curated record. Gene Ontology annotation, biological process: plant-type primary cell wall biogenesis; cellulose biosynthetic process.
UAUAUACGUGUAACACUCGAACAAAACUUGUGGUAGAUAAUCAAGGAACUGUACAAUAAUGGAUAAGUCUCUUCCCCUCCAUUCUUGCCAUGUCCAAAAACUCUCCCUCAUCAUCCACCGAACUCAUACUAGUCUACACUCAAUAGCCAUAUCCUUCCUUCUUUACUAUAGAGCUUCUUUCUUCUUCCAAGACACUAUAUGGACUACACCCAAAUUACUAUUUCCAUGGCUAUUCAUCUCCUCUUCCGAGCUUGUCAUCUCCUUCAUCUGGCUCCUCGGCCAAGCUUAUCGGUGGCGUCCGGUAACUCGCUCCGUCUUCCCCGAAAGAUUGCCCGGCGACGAAAAACUUCCGUCCCUCGACGUCUUCAUUGUCACCGUGGAUCCAGAAAAGGAGCCAACUUUAGCCGUGAUGAACACUGUUUUGUCGGCCAUGGCGAUGGACUAUCCGGCGGAGAAGCUUCACGUCUAUUUGUCGGACGAUGGCUGUUCUUAUUUGACUUUGAAAGGUUUGAGAGAGGCUUGGGCCUUCGCAAAGUGGUGGAUUCCGUUUUGCACAAGUUAUAAGAUUGGUAAUAGAUGUCCGGAGGCUUAUUUCUUUGGUGGUGAAGAUUUGGACUCUGAUUUAAUUUGUAAUGAUGAGUUUAAGAUCGAGAGAGAAAGAUUAAAGGAGAGAUAUGAGAUAUUUAAGUAUAGAGUUAAGGAAUAUGCAAGAAUCGGCGAGAAGAAGGCUAGCAAUCAUACUAGGGAUCACCCAGCUAUCAUCGAGGUAAUGCGAGACUCCUCGAAUGAUACAAUGCAUGUCAGAAUCCCUCUCCUUGUUUAUGUUUCUCGAGAAAAAAGGCCUUCUUAUCCUCACCAUUUCAAGGCCGGAGCCCUUAAUGUUCUUCGAGUCUCUGGAAUGCUAAGCAACUCUCCGUACAUUCUAGUGCUGGACUGUGACAUGUAUUGUAAUGACCCAACUGCAGCUCGGAGAGCAAUGUGUUUUCAUCUUGAUCCCAAGAUAUCAAACUCUCUCGCUUUUGUUCAAUUCCCUCAAAGAUUUCGCAACAUCAGUAAAAACGAUAUCUACGACAGUCAACUUAGAUCUGUUUUCAGCGUACAAUGGCAAGGAGUAGAUGGACAGAGCGGACCAAUCUUAUCUGGUACUGGUUUUUUUAUGAAAAGAUUAUCACUAUGUGGAAAAGACAUUAUCAAAGAAGAUCCGACAAAUCUUAGACAAGCUUUUGGUCCGUCUAAUGAAUUUGUCAAAACACUGCUUCAAGGCGAAAACUACAAGCCUAACAUGAUGACUACUGGUGGAGAUAAGACAACAUUAUUGCUAGAAGAGAUGAAACUAUUAGCUUCUUGUUCAUAUGAAAUUGGCACUAAAUGGGGUCAAGAGGUGGGAUUUCUAUAUGGUUCAAUCGUGGAAGAUUACUUAACUGGAUUUACAUUACACUGUAAAGGUUGGACUUCUGUCUAUUGUGACCCGCCAAGGCCACAAUUCUUGGGUUGUGGCACCACAACCUUGAAUGACUAUUUCAUUCAAAACAUGCGGUGGAGCUCUGGUUUGGUUGAAGUUGGUAUCUCAAAGUAUUGCCCUCUUAUGUAUGGUCUCUUUCACAUGUCUAUUUUUCAAAGCAUGUGUUAUGCAGAACUUGCAUUUUCACCUCUUUCUUUCCUCUCCUCAUGGUGCUUUGCCACCAUUCCUCAGCUCUGCCUAUUAAAUGGAAUUCAUGUGUACCCCGAGGUCUCUAGUAGAUUUUUCACGAUCAUCUCUUUUCUUUUCCUCUCGGUCUUGUCUAAGCAUUUAUACGAGGUACUCACAACAGGAGGGUCACUCAAGACAUGGAUAAAUGAGCAAAGAAUUUGGAUGAUGAAGUCAAUCAUUUCUCAUUUAUAUGGAUGUGCAUAUGUACUUUUGAAGAGGAUUGGUAUUAGCGAAGCUCGUUUCUUUACCACUAAUAAAGUCGAAGAUGAUGGACAAGAAAAUCUUUACCAAAAGGGCAUAUUUGAUUUCCAAACAUCUACUACGUUCCUCGCUCCGAUGGCCGCCAUAAUCGUCUUGAACAUGGUUUCCUUUCUUGUGGGGAUUGCUAGGGCCAUCUUCAUCGGAGAUUUAAAUAAGAUGUUUGCUCAAGUUUUUAUCUCAUUCUAUAUUUUGGUUAUAAAUUACCCAAUUGUUCAGGGGAUGGUAACAAGGAACGAUAAGGGCAGAAUUCAAUCCUCAGUCACCGCGUUAUCUACUCUAUUUUGUGUGGUUUUCUUGGCAUUAAUAUAUGUCAUUUCCUUGUACUGAGGUGUGUGCAUACUCACACACACACACAUAUAUAUAUGCUUGACAAUUUCCAAUUAUCGGUAUGUUAAACAUUAAUAAAUCCCAGCUUUUCCUUUCAGGAACAAGCUAGUGCUGUUAUCUAUAGCCAAGUACAUUCUGGAUUUUGGUCUUUUUGGUUGAUCGAGCCCCUACUUUUUUGGACCACUCCGUAGAAUUAUUAUUAUUUUUUUUC